Molecule: messenger RNA, 907 nt
Organism: Prosopis cineraria
Lineage: Eukaryota; Viridiplantae; Streptophyta; Magnoliopsida; Fabales; Fabaceae
Exons: 1
Coding region: 83-763 (226 amino acids)
Source: RefSeq, a predicted model, not a curated record
AACCACUUUGUUUUAUAAGCUCGGAGCCACAGAUCCAGAAGCCAGAGAAACAAAAGGAGGGGAAUUAUAAUCCACCGGCGAAAUGGCGUUAUUCCUGGACGAGGAUGAGGUUUGGAAGUGUUCCAAACACCCCUCCAAGCGACGGAGGAGCGGAAUUUGCCCUGUCUGCCUCCGCGAACGCCUCCUCGCUCUCUGCCCUGAAUGUGGUAGCAUCCGCCCCUGCUCCUGCUGCGCCACCAGCUGUUCGUCGUCGUCGUCCUCCUCCUCUUCCUUCUCUCGUUUCUCCGUCCACACCUCCGGCGUCGGUGCAAUCGGCCGCGUGCAUAACCAAAUCGACACCGAGCCCGCUUUGCGUCGCUCUCGGUCCAUGGCGAUUCCGUUUCUCCGUUCUCGGACCAGAUUCUCCGGUAGCGAUAGAGGCUUGGAUCCCGAUAGUACCGAUGAAUCUCCGGCUCUGAACCGAAGCAGGUCGACGAGGUCAUUUUGGUCAAUGUUCAAGCCACAGAAGAGCAGCAGAAGCGAAGUGCAAGAGGAUCAGGAUCCUAGGAAAGUAUUGGCAGGGGAAUCGGUCGGUGAUGCGAGUACGAGGACGGCGACGACGAUGACGAGGUCGAGGUCGGUGGCGAUGUCGGACUCCGGCGGCCGGGAGAGGAGGUCGUCGGCAAAGGGAAGGGGGUGGUUCUUUCCGAGUCCGAUGAAGGCCUUCCGGCAACCGAAGGCAUCGAAAGUAAAUCAGGAAAGGUCUCCUUUGUAUAGAGGUUAAAAUUUUGAUUCUGUAGAUAGUGGCAAGAUAUAGAGCUUAUUAUAUGUGAAAGAAGAACUAAUCAUUUUUAUUGUAUCACACCACCACGUUAACAUCCCAGCUAAACCAUUCAUGCAAGCUAUCCAUAUUUGAAUUUUGAUCCCA